GCCGCUAACGACGUCGCUGGGUGAAAAGUUUAGUUAAAAGUCCAAAUAAUAAGAAAACUCAAGAACUCCCUACAAACAAAGAGAUAGAAACUUUAGUGAAUAAUUGUGAAUUUUUUUAGUGAAGUGUUGCAAAAUAUUCGAUAAUAAAAAAAGGGAACUAGAUAUAUUUGAAAUCCUAAACCCUAUGAAAGACUCGAUGAGCAUACUCACCCAAACGCCCAGCGAGCCAAACGCAGCGCAUAGCCAGCUGCACCACCACUUGAGUACGCUGCAGCAGCACCACCACUACGGCCUACAGCCACCGCCGGUGGUUGGUAUUCAUAGUCAUCAUAUCCAAGGCGGCACCUCCACCAUGUCCUCCUCCGGCGGCGGCGGCAGCACCACCAAACCCAAUCGAUCCCGCUUCAUGAUCAACGACAUUCUGGCGGGCAGUGCAGCCGCUGCCUUCUACAAGCAGCAGCAGCAGCACCACCAUCAGCAGUUGCACCACCACCACCACCACAACAACAACAACAACGGCAAUAAUUCGGGAUCCAGUGGCGGCAGCAGUCCCGCUCACAACAACAACAAUAACAACACUAAUGGGGAGAACUUUGAGGCACCCAUUGCGAACUUGCCGCCUGCCCACCUGCACCACCCACAGCCACAUCCGCAUCCGCAUCCGCACUCCGCACUGAUGCAUCCGCAUGGCAAGCUGGCCGGCCACUUUCCACCCACCGCCGGCGGCAAUGGGUUAAACGUGGCCCAAUAUGCGGCGGCCAUGCAGCAGCAUUAUGCCGCUGCUGCUGCCGCGGCUGCUGCAAGAAAUAGCGCAGCUGCUGCCGCCGCCGCUGCCGCUGCGGCUGCCGUGGGAGCAGGAGGCGGGGGAGGAGGACCCCCAGUGGGUGGUGGCGGUGGAGAGGUGGCGCCACCGAAGGCCGGCGACCUGGACGACAGCAGCGAUUAUCACGAGGAGAACGAGGACUGCGACAGCGACGAGGCGGGAGGCAGCGGCCACAUGGACGAUCACAGCGUUUGUAGCAAUGGCGGCAAGGACGACGACGGCAACAGUGUGAAGAGCGGCUCUGCCAGCGACAUCAGCGGUCUGAGCAAGAAGCAGCGGAAGGCCCGCACCGCCUUCACCGACCACCAACUGCAGACGCUGGAGAAGUCCUUCGAGCGGCAGAAGUACCUCAGCGUCCAGGAGCGACAGGAGCUGGCCCACAAGCUGGACCUCAGCGACUGCCAGGUGAAGACCUGGUACCAGAAUCGCAGAACCAAGUGGAAGCGUCAAACGGCCGUGGGUCUGGAACUUUUGGCCGAGGCCGGCAACUUUGCGGCCUUCCAGCGGCUGUACGGCGGUUCGCCCUAUUUGGGGGCGUGGCCGUACGCGGCAGCCGCUGGAGCCGCCCACGGAUCGGCGCCGCACACUAACAUCGACAUCUACUACCGCCAAGCGGCCGCCGCAGCCGCCAUGCAGAAGCCACUGCCCUACAACCUGUACGCCGGCGUACCGUCCGUGGGCGUGGGCGUGGGAGUGGGCGGGGUGGGUCCGGCUCCGUUCUCCCACCUGUCCGCCUCCAGUUCGCUGUCCUCGCUGAGCAGCUACUAUCAGAGUGCCGCCGCCGCAGCGGCAGCUGGACAACCGGGAGGGGCGCAUCCGCUGCCGGUUCCCGUAGCGCCGCCUUCUUCGGUGGGCGGAGGAGGAGGAGGAGGAUCGCCGCCCAAGCCCAUUUCCAUUCCCGCCUCCGUCUCCCCACCGCCAAGGCCGCCGUCGACGCCCAGUCCCACGCUGAAUCCGGGAAGUCCGCCCGGUCGAUCCGUAGACAGCUGUUCGCAGUCGGACGACGAGGAUCAGAUCCAGAUCCAGGUGUGAGCGGCUGAAAAGGAGUGCGUGCCGCCUGAAAAACGUGAUUUUCUUGGGGUAUAGACCACAUUGUAUCUUAGAUCUUAUACUUAUCAAAGAUGAAGAGAGGGAAGUUUUGUUUUUGAAUUUAGCCGGCUACAUAUCAUGUUUUUGUGCUUUUUCCUGCUUACUUGCUUUCAAUUGCUCCAAAAAAUAUUACACAUUUAUAUAUUAUUAUUAUUAUCAAUUUUAAUUGAAUACCAUAUCACCCACUCCUUUCUAUGGUUCAAAUUUGAGUACAAAAAAAUAUUUCGUUUAAAUUAAAUGGAAAUAUAUUUCAUGGCAUUUAUAAAUUUAAGAGCAAAAACACAAAAGGUUCUGUUAGGUCAUAAAAGGUAGCACAAAAAUGUUCAGUAUUUAAAACGAAACCAUUAAUAUACUUGACAAAAAAAAUAUCCCCAAGAAUUUGCGUUUUUUAGCCCGCGCAUUUGCCCCGCUUGUCUGUGUGUGUGUGUGCCUGUGUGUGUAUAUAAUCAUAUAUCUCUGUGUGUGCUUGCUUAAUUUAUUUGAUUUGCUUUUAGUAACUUAUUGAAAAUGUUUUCUACACCUUUUUUUUAUUAGCAUACUAUAGUGGCAUUAAAUUAAGCAAAUAUUUAUUUGAAUGUUGUAAAAACUAGUAGCCAAAAAAGCAAAAUAAUUUUGUAUAGUUAAGCCUAACCACGAAAUGUAUUAUCGAAUAAACCAUUUUUUUUUGCUAGCCUAGAACCAUAAACGUUGUAAAUGUAAAAUGUAAAGUAUA
Messenger RNA from Drosophila takahashii, 2624 nucleotides. It is a transcript of the gene B-H1, whose product is annotated as homeobox protein BarH1. Lineage: Eukaryota; Metazoa; Arthropoda; Insecta; Diptera; Drosophilidae. Gene Ontology annotation, molecular function: DNA-binding transcription factor activity, RNA polymerase II-specific; RNA polymerase II transcription regulatory region sequence-specific DNA binding. Gene Ontology annotation, biological process: regulation of transcription by RNA polymerase II. The record is from RefSeq and is a predicted model, not a curated record.